Nanorana parkeri is the source of this 3786-nucleotide messenger RNA. RefSeq names its product mastermind like transcriptional coactivator 3 (gene MAML3). Gene Ontology annotation, cellular component: nucleoplasm; nuclear speck. The record is from RefSeq and is a predicted model, not a curated record. The coding region runs from base 34 to 3309 and encodes 1091 amino acids. NCBI's taxonomy places the organism in Eukaryota, Metazoa, Chordata, Amphibia, Anura, Dicroglossidae. Gene Ontology annotation, molecular function: transcription coactivator activity. Gene Ontology annotation, biological process: positive regulation of transcription of Notch receptor target; Notch signaling pathway. The transcript has 6 exons.
UUCUUUUCCAAAAUAGUGUGCACGGGGACUAGCAUGGGGGAUUUCGCAGCCCCCGCUGCCUCCACCAACGGCGGCAGCAGCCUGUGCAUCAGCAGUGCCCUGGGCAGCGGCAUCGGCGGGGCUGGCACCGGCAUCGGGGUUGGUAGUCACAGUGGUAAUAAUACCCCUCCCAGCACUGCUGCCCCCAAUGCGCCGAACAAUAGCAGCAACGUGAGCAUUCCAAAGCACAGCACCGUGGUGGAGAGGCUCCGGCAGAGGAUAGAGGGCUGCAGGAGGCACCAUGUCAACUGCGAGAGCAGGUACCAGCAAGCCCAGGCGGAGCAACUGGAAAUGGAGAGAAGGGACACGGUGAAUCUCUAUCAGAGGACACUGGAGCAAAGGGCCAAGAAGUCAGGCGCCAGCCAAGGGGGACCUACUGCGGGAUCAACUACUGGGGCCGGUCACAAUCCCCACCCGGCCAAGCAGCAGCCGCACGAUGGAGAGCUAGCGGGCAGCGGCACCAUCGAGCACAGGAACCACACUCUGAUCAUGCUUCAAGAAGCUGUGCAGAAGAAAUUAGAAGGGGCACGUUCACCGCUUAAUGGAGAGCAACAAAAUGGCAUUUGUGACGGCAGGUAUUCUCCAUCUGCUAAACGGCGGAGAAAGGACAUACAAGGUAUGGACACUCUUAAUAAUAUUUCAAAUAUGCCACUGCCUUCGGUGUCACCCCUUCACCAGCUUGAUAUAAAGCCACACCUACCUGUUACUAAUAGCGUGACUCAUUCGGGUGGAGCAGAGGACAUGAAUAAAAACGGUGGACAACAAGAUGUAAAACUAGCAGUAAAUGGUUCUAACGAGUUGGAGGAGAACUUUAAUGUCAUAAACAAAGAGAUGAAACAAGAACCACUAGAUGACGCUUCUGUUAUUGACACUUCUGAUACUUCUCUUUCCAACCAAAACAAGCUUUUCUCAGACAUUAAUUUGAAUGACCAGGAGUGGCAGGAGUUGAUAGAUGAACUUGCUAACACUGUACCUGAAGAUGACAUUCAGGACUUGUUCAAUGAGGACUUUGAGGAUAAAAAGGACCUAGACUUUUCCAGGCCUACAGCUCAAACACCUAUUCCUCAAGAAAGUGCCAGUGUAAAGAGUGAUCCAUCUCACUCUCCAUUCCCACAUGUCUCAAUGGGUUCUCCCCAGGUUAGACCUUCUUCGUCUGGCCCUUCUUUUUCUAAUGUGUCUUCUGUAUCCAGUAUACCCUCUGUAUCCAGUGCUCCAUCAACAAUAAUGCUUGCAGGUUCCCCUGCAAGUUGUGUUGUCCAGUCACCACAAACACCAAAUCCACCUCAUACACCAGGUCAGACCUCAAUAAGACCUGGCAAUGGCUAUGUCAUGACACCGACUUCUAGUUCAGGAAAUGGGUCUGUAAACCUCCCAAGUGCUGACUUAUCUCCAGCUGAGCAACUAAAGCAAAUGGCAGCACAACAACAGCAACGAGCAAAACUCAUACAACAAAAGCAGCAACAUCAGCAGCAACAACAACAUACAAACCAGCCAUCCAACUGGUCACCUGUGGGGCCUCCAUCUAGUCCAUAUGGAGGAACCUUUGGAACUGAGAAGCCAAAUAGCCCAAUGAUGUAUACUCAAACCUUCAACAACCAAAAUACUAUUGUACCUCCAAUAGGAAACAAUCCAUCUAAAACCACUAUGAACAACUACCUCCCCCAAAGCCACAUGAACAUGAUAAGUCAGCAGACCAGCAAUCUGAACUCUAACUCCAUCAGCAAAACACCCAAUAUGCUCCAUUAUGGCAAUACAAAACCACUGACUCAUUUUAAUGCAGAUAUGAGUCAAAGAAUGACUCCUCCAAUUGCCAACCAAAACAAAAAUGCCAUGCUACCGUACAUACAGCAGCAGCAGCAGCAGCAGCAGCAGCCUCCUCCAAUGCCACCACAGAUGAGCCAUUUGAGUGAGGAACAGAAGCGCAUGCUUAUCAUGAAACAGAAGGGACUUAUGAAUCAGCAGAUGGGUUAUGGAUCUCUCCCAAACCAUGGCCAGGAGCAGAGUCCAGUUGCAAUGUCCAGGCCUGCUGGUGCCAUGCAGCAGUCUGUGCCAGGAGCCACGGCAAACCCUGGAGGACCGGGCUUCAUAACCAGCCAGCCCCAAGCCGCUAUGAUGAAGCAGAUGCUGAUAGAACAGAGGGCUCAGCUACACGCCAUGGAGCAGCAGAAGCAGCAGUUUCUCAGGGAGCAGAGACAGCAGCAGCAACAUAUACUGGCUGAGCAGCAGUUACAGCAACCACACAUGAAUAGACAGCAUCUUCAGCAACAGAGGAAUCCGUACGGAGUGCAGCAAGUCAGCCAAUUUCAAGGGUCGCCACAAGACAUUGCAGUUGCUCGAAACCAAGCAGCACUUCAGAAUAUGAGAGCAUCUCGGAUGAUGGCCCAGAACACUGGUAUGAUGCCCAUGGGUCCUUCACAAAACCCAGGAACAAUGCCCUCCGGCCCUCUCCAGCCUGAGUUGGGAAUGGCUCCCUAUAGCAACACAUCAUCAAGUCAGCCGGGAAUCUAUGCCAUGAACGCAGGAGUAAACCAAAUAAUGCAGCACCCAAACCAAAACUUAAGCAUGGGCCAUGGUGCUGUGCAGGGUCCACGGCAACCCAGUUCUGGGCAAGCAUUGGGCAUGGUUGGGGGAUUUAGUCAGAAUAUGCUUGUAAACUCUGUGAUGCCACAACAUCAACAAAUGAAAGGACCUGUUGGUCAACCCAUGACCAGAUCUCAGGCUCCAAGACUUCAAAACAUGAUGACAUCGUUACCGCAGAGUGCACAAAAUUGGACCCAACGUGGAUUACAAGGCAUGAGAACUAGCGGUGAUAUGGGGGCUUAUAACAAUGGAUCUGUUUAUUCAAUGCAGCCUGGACAGUCAAGGAUAAGCAAACAGCAUUUUCAGCAAGGGAUGGGCCAGACUGUUGUUGACAGUACGGGAGCAGUAAGAGCCCUAAACCCUGCAAUGAGCAGACAGAUGAUGCCAUCAUUACCUGGGCAAGGCACCAAUCAGCAAAGACAAAUGAUACCUGGCAUGAACCCUGGAGUCCCUAACAUGACAGGAUUUAAUCAGGCUCCACCACAGCAAUUAUCCACUGCAAACUUUCCUCAGAGUAACCAGAGUCAGGCAUAUGACAGGAAUCAAGACAUGUCAUACAGCUACACAGAUUCCAGCACUGGACCCUUUCCAGGUCUACCAGAUGGCACAGACCUUGUAGACUCAAUUAUGAGCAGGGGGCCAGGAGAUGAGUGGAUGCAGGAACUUGAUGAGUUAUUUGGAAAUCAGUAAAAAAAAAAAUCUGAACAAUUAAAUACGAAAAAUGUUAAUGUGCUAAAGGAAAAGGACAGCACCCCAUCCAUAUCUUUUGUGUGUAGAUGAGCUCAACUGCGGGCAGUUACAGAAGCAUUUGGUGGGAAAACAAUGCUGUUCAGGUGGGGAGAAGGUUGUCUUAUAGUCAGUAGCUUGAGAUGGUAGAUGUUCAUGGUAACGGUGAUGUGAAAGCAGUUGGUUUAUCCCAUUAUCAUUGACUUAGAUUCAUGCAUUACAUACAAGGAGCAGAGCCCGGAGAGGCUAAAUAUGUGCAUGGUUACCCACAAGGUUGAUAUGGGUCUUACCAAGGGAGCAGACACUUCCAUUUGGAGUAAAUUAACUUAUUUGCUUUUGAAAAUAUAUAUGGCUAACGGGUUUAGCCAUCAGAUAUCUUGCUUUAAAAUCAGACAGGGAGGCAGAGUUACGAAGUGCCACAUUUCUACAUUGGAGUACAAG